Molecule: messenger RNA, 283 nt
Organism: Galeopterus variegatus (Sunda flying lemur)
Lineage: Eukaryota; Metazoa; Chordata; Mammalia; Dermoptera; Cynocephalidae
Product: DNA dC->dU-editing enzyme APOBEC-3G-like
Exons: 1
Biological process (GO): DNA cytosine deamination; defense response to virus; cytidine to uridine editing
Cellular component (GO): cytoplasm; P-body; nucleus
Molecular function (GO): RNA binding; cytidine deaminase activity; zinc ion binding
Source: RefSeq, a predicted model, not a curated record
GGCGGUUGUGAACCCAGGUUACGCUGCCAUGCAGAGCUGUGCUUCCUGGACCUGCUGAAUUCCUGGCAGCUGGACCCCACCCUGCGCUACAGGGUCACCUGGUUCAUCUCCUGGAGCCCCUGCUGCAACUGUGCCCAGGAAGUGGCUGAAUUUCUGGGUUGGAACAGCCACGUGCGCCUGCGCAUCUUCGCUGCCCGCAUCUAUGACUGGCUCCCAGGAUAUGAGCAGGGGCUGCGCACAAUGCAGGGGGCUGGGGCACAGACCAGCAUCAUGAACUUCAAGG